UCUGCACUGAAAACAGCCACACACUUAGAUCUGUUGGAUCUUUUACGUCUCUGUUCACUGUUUUGUCUUUCUUCUUUCUUUCCUUCUUUCUUUCUUUCUUUUUUCUUUUUUAAUAAAAGGAUCCGGGAUAUCUUUUGCGCGUGUUUAUUUUUUUAAGGUGAUAGAGUUAAAACAGUGGUUUAUUUCACUUUAAUGGAAACGCACGACGGGCUUGUGAUGAGUCGAUGUGGAUUAAUCCCAGUGCGUUUACAAAGAGCAUUUUCUUUGCGGGUUUGAUCAGAGAGAACUCAUCACUUUGCUGUAGAGUCGGGAUGGAUCCAGAGAGAAGCUCUCCACUAAUGCGCAUAAGGCAUAACGUUUAUUGUUGGUGAUUCAAGCUCAGAUUGUUUCAGUGUUACAUACAGGUCGCCUUUCUCGACCCUUAUUACUCAUCAUGUGGAGUUUUCAGCUUUGUUUCCACCUCGCACUUCUGUUAGCCGGGAUUAUUCUGCACAUCUGCACUCACACAGCCAGAGGUCUUAAUGUGUGUGUUAGUGGCAGUGCAACAUCGUGUGAAGAAUGUCUUCUGCUCCACCCGAGCUGCGCCUGGUGCGCUCAAGAGAAUUUUGGAAGGGGAAGGACAUUUAUGUCGCAAUGUGAUUUGAGCCAGAACCUGCUGAAAAAGGGCUGCAAGGAUCGUUAUAUUGAAAACCCAAGGAGUGUCAGUUCUAUCCUCAAGAACAAACCCUUGAGCUCCAAAGGCUUAAUUUCUACCGGGUAUGACGUCAUCCAGAUCCAGCCACAGAAGAUUUCACUCAGUCUAAGGCCGGGUCAUCAGACCUCUUUUGAGGUGCAGGUUCGCCCUGUUGAGGACUAUCCUGUUGAUCUGUACUACCUGAUGGACCUUUCGCUAUCCAUGAAGGAUGACCUGGAUACCAUUCGCAAUCUGGGAACAAAACUAGCUGAAGAGAUGAAGAAGCUCACUAGUAACUUCCGUCUUGCAUUUGGGACAUUUGUGGAUAAGAACUUGUCUCCUUUUUCAUACACUGCUCCCAAGUAUAAGGAGAACCCCUGCAACGGAUACAAGCCAUUCCCAAACUGUGUCCCUUCCUUUGGGUUCCGCAAUCACUUAUCUCUGACUGACAAAGUGGACCGUUUCAAUGAGGAGGUGCAGAAGCAGGUGGUGUCACGGAACAGGGACGCACCUGAGGGUGGAUUUGAUGCUAUUCUACAGGCUGCUGUCUGCAAGGAGAGAAUUGGUUGGAGGAAAGAGGCCUAUCACUUGCUGGUCUUUGCUACAGAUGACGUGCCUCACCUGGCUUUGGAUGGCAGACUGGCAGGCCUCGUUCAGCCUCAUGAUGGACAAUGCCACCUUAAUGAUGAAAAUGAGUACAGCGCUUCAACCAAGAUGGACUAUCCAUCAUUAGCUCUCCUUGGGGAGAAGCUGGCUGAAAACAACAUUUUCCUUAUUUUUGCGGUGACCAAAAGACAUUAUGUUCUUUACAAGAACUUCACUGCAUUGAUACCAGGAACUACAGUGGAGAUUCUUGACCAAAGCUCAAAAAAUAUAAUCCAGCUGAUUGUCAAUGCAUAUAAUAACAUCCGCUCUAAGGUGGAGCUGAGUGUAUGGGAUCAUCCUGAGGACCUCAGCCUGGCCUUCACUGCCACAUGCCAAGAUGGGAAGCCUCUUUCAGGCCUGAGCAAAUGUGCUGACUUAAAAAUUGGUGACACGGUUUCCUUUAACAUAAGCGUGGCUGCUCAUAGCUGUCCUCCUCCAGGCACCACCAAAAGUUUCACCAUUAAACCAGUGGGAUUUAAAGAUAGCCUGGAAGUCUCUGUGGAUUAUCAGUGUGAUUGCUCCUGCACACGCUUCUCUCAGACCAACAGCAACCACUGCAGUAAUGCAGGUAUCUACACGUGCGGUACAUGCCACUGUGACCCAGGUUAUCAUGGCACCAACUGUGAGUGCUCGGAAGAUGAAGUAGGCAGCCUGAACCUGGCUGCCUGUCGUGAAGCUAAAGGCAAACAGGUGUGCAGUGGGCGUGGGGAAUGCAGCUGUAACUACUGCCGGUGCUAUGAGUCCGAGUUUGGCAAAAUCUACGGCAUGUUCUGCGAGUGUGAUGACUUUUCCUGCGCUCGCCACAAGGGCAUCCUGUGUUCAGGUCAUGGUGAUUGUCACUGUGGGGAGUGUAAGUGCCAUGCUGGCUACAUUGGAGACAACUGUAACUGCUCAAUAGAAACAACUGGAUGUUUGUCAGAAGAUGGCAGGAUGUGUAGCGGACGGGGCAGCUGUGUAUGUGGCCGCUGCCAGUGCACAGAGCCAGGGGCAUUUGGGGACUUGUGUGAGAAAUGCCCCACUUGUGGUGAUGCCUGUGCUGCAAAGAGAGACUGUAUCGAGUGCACCCUCUUCAACACAGGGAAAUUUGCAGACAACCACACCUGCCAGCGCAUGUGCAAGGAUAAGAUCAUUGUCACAGAGACUCUCGAUACAGAGGACCCAGGCACUGUACUGUGUUUGUAUAAGACAGAGAACGAAUGUGUGAUGAAGUUCACCUACUCUGAACAUACCAGUGGCCAGUCAAUCCUCACUGCUCUGCAUGAGCCAGUGUGUGCUGCUUCCCCUGAUGCUAUGACGGUGCUGCUUGCGGUUGUGGGCAGUAUCCUGCUGGUGGGUAUUGUGCUGUUGGCCAUGUGGAAGUUAGUCAUCACCAUCCAUGACCGCCGCGAGUUUGCUCGCUUCCAAAGCGCACGAUCGCGGGCACGCUAUGAGAUGGCCUCAAAUCCCCUCUACAAACACCCAAUAUCCACUCACUCAGUGGAGACGGCAUUCCAGAUGUACAGCAAGUCAUAUAAUGGAGGAAUUCACUGAUCUCUGGCCUGCUGUUUGGGGUGGGGACACGGCAGGACCGGUCCGGUUGACAGUUUACAGUUUAUGUGAUGGGCAACAGAGAUUGCCCCUUUAUAAAAGACUUUAUAACAACAAUAUGCCAUCAGAGUCUGCUCUUCUAUUUUGUGAUCCUUUUCAUGAGAUCUAAUAACUGAACUACAGCUGUACAGCAAGAUGGACUGCUUUUGCUCAUUAGUUUUCUCUGAUAGAAGACGUACAUGGAUCUUUUAUUAAAAGAUGAAUGGACUUUGAAUUGAAUGGACUACUUGAGUGAAAUUGCCAAUUCUGCAGCUCUAACCACAAUUCCUCUUUGUUGAGGAUGCCUUGUGCAUUACAUUUUGCAGAGAAAUGACAUUUUGAUGCCUUAAAUAGUAUAACUGUAUAGACAAGCAUCCUGUAUUUUAACCAUGUUUGGUACUAACAGAGUAAUAACUGUCUUACAUUUAGUUUUGCACAUUGUAUGGGUUUAUAAAAUGGCAAAAAAAUUAAAAAUACCACACUCUC
Tachysurus fulvidraco (yellow catfish) is the source of this 3370-nucleotide messenger RNA. It is a transcript of the gene itgb5, whose product is annotated as integrin, beta 5. The coding region runs from base 434 to 2848 and encodes 804 amino acids. NCBI's taxonomy places the organism in Eukaryota, Metazoa, Chordata, Actinopteri, Siluriformes, Bagridae. Gene Ontology annotation, molecular function: integrin binding. The record is from RefSeq and is a predicted model, not a curated record. Gene Ontology annotation, biological process: cell adhesion mediated by integrin; cell migration; cell-matrix adhesion. Gene Ontology annotation, cellular component: cell surface; focal adhesion; integrin complex. The transcript has 15 exons.